AUGGAGUCAUUACCCUCAGAACCUCGUCCUAGUAUGGGAGAGCUGAAAAAGGAUGCUCUUAAGUUAAGGCGUACCUUCUAUCACGAAGAAGGACUGUCAGGCCGGAAGGCCUGCCGGGGGCGGGGAGAGCACCGGCCCCAGCGCCUGAGGGGAGGGCGAGUCUCAUCGACCCGCUCGCACCGGUCAGAAGCUCUAAGGCCACGAUCGCGGGCGCUGCUGUCAAGACCUGCCCGGUCCCCGACCCCACCUGAGGCGCUUGCCUUCGUCUCCCGCUUCCCGGGAAGAGCCCCCAGCUCCCCUCUCCCACCGCCUCCUCCCUUACCCGCCGCUACGCGGGGCGGUAACGACGGACAGCCCCGGCAGCGAGCGCCUCAGCCCCGCGCCGCCGGGAGCGGAGGGCGGCUCAGCCCCUCGGGGCUUUGUCUCCCGACGCUGGUGGUCCAGCAGCGCGGCGUGCGCCUCUGCGACGGGGAGGAGAAGGUGAAAUUUGAUAGUGGAGUAUUACUGCUUAGCACACACAGACUAAUCUGGAGGGAUCAGAAGAAUCAUGAGUGCUGCAUUGCUAUACCUCUGUCUCAGAUCGUCUUUAUUGAAGAGCAAGCAGCUGGGAUAGGAAAAAGUGCCAAAAUAGUAGUUCAUCUUCAUCCUGCUUCUUCAAACAAAGAGCCUGGUCCAUUCCAAAGCAGCAAGUAUUCCUACAUCAAACUUUCUUUCAAAGAACAUGGGCAGAUUGAGUUCUAUAGACGAUUAUCAGAAGAAAUCACACAAAGGAGAUGGGAGAACAUGCCUACUGGUCAGACCAUUCAAGUUAACAAGGAUCCACGGGCAGGAAGAAUAAGGGCUGUAGGAAUUGUAGGGAUCGAGAGGAAAUUAGAGGAAAAAAGAAAAGAGACAGACAAAAACAUUUCCGAGGCUUUUGAGGAUCUUAGCAAACUAAUGGAGAAGGCUAAGGAAAUGGUGGAGUUAUCCAAGUCAAUAGCUAAUAAGAUUAAAGAAAAACAAGGUGACAUCACUGAGGAUGAGACUAUUAGGUUCAAGUCCUAUCUACUGAGUAUGGGUAUAGCUAAUCCAGUUACCAGGGAAACAUAUGGAUCUGGUACACAUUACCACAUGCAACUGGCGAAGCAACUAGCUGGAAUGCUGCAGACACCAUUAGAGGAGCGAGGAGGGAUCAUGUCGCUUACAGAAGUGUACUGCCUGGUAAAUCGCGCACGAGGAUUAGAGUUGCUGUCACCAGAAGAUUUAGUAAAUGCUUGUAAGAUGCUGGAGUCACUGAAAUUACCACUAAGGCUUCGGAUAUUUGACAGUGGUGUGAUGGUGAUUGAACUCCAGUCUCAUAACGAAGAGGAAAUGGUAGCUUCUGCUUUAGAGACAGUAUCUGAAAAGGGUUCUCUGACAGCUGACGAGUUUGCUAAGCUGGUGGGGAUGUCUGUUCUCUUAGCCAAAGAAAGGCUGCUUCUUGCUGAAAAGAUGGGCCAUCUUUGCAGAGAUGAUUCAGUGGAAGGCUUGAGAUUCUACCCAAAUUUAUUUCUGACACAAAGCUAAUGUAGUUUCUGUACAAUUUGUUACGUAACAGUUGAACAAGAAAGCAGAGGGCAGAACCCUUCCAACAACUGACUUUAAAAUUUUUAUUUUGUUAGUCAGCUGCGACAGUGAUGAACAUUGCAACGCGUUACAGUUCUCAGGUAUUUCAAGCGCUGAAUCCUCGUACGCGGAACUGAAAGGAAAUAGGAAUCAUUAAGUCAGAAGC
Molecule: messenger RNA, 1750 nt
Organism: Nipponia nippon (crested ibis)
Lineage: Eukaryota; Metazoa; Chordata; Aves; Pelecaniformes; Threskiornithidae
Gene: VPS36
Product: vacuolar protein sorting 36 homolog
Biological process (GO): protein transport to vacuole involved in ubiquitin-dependent protein catabolic process via the multivesicular body sorting pathway
Cellular component (GO): late endosome membrane; ESCRT II complex
Molecular function (GO): ubiquitin binding; phosphatidylinositol-3-phosphate binding
Source: RefSeq, a predicted model, not a curated record